Molecule: messenger RNA, 810 nt
Organism: Kwoniella botswanensis
Lineage: Eukaryota; Fungi; Basidiomycota; Tremellomycetes; Tremellales; Cryptococcaceae
Exons: 5
Coding region: 1-810 (269 amino acids)
Biological process (GO): inositol phosphoceramide metabolic process
Cellular component (GO): inositol phosphoceramide synthase complex; Golgi membrane
Molecular function (GO): inositol phosphoceramide synthase regulator activity
Source: RefSeq, a predicted model, not a curated record
AUGAAGCUCACUUUCAGGUGGCCAGGCGGAUCGAACCCCGUUUUCUCGUCCUUCUUGGGGCUGUUAGAUAUCAAGCUGGGUGCUGAAAUCGUACUUCUCUUCGGGCUCGUCAAUAAAGUGGCCGGGUUAUACGGGUUGAUAACCAUCUUAGUGGGAGGAUCUUUCGUCCAGCUACUCUUCUAUGCUUAUUCGACGGCUACACUAUUCGCAUUCCUUUGGGGACUGAAAGUAGUCAAGUCUGAAUCAGCAUCGCCGACUCUCCUCUUAUCUCACCUAUACACCUUCGAUCAUAUCAUCCUCACGAUAUUCCAUUACGUCUUCUACCUGAAUUACUGGUAUGUCAUCCCGCAUGAUGGACGACGAACUGCAAACUCGCAAGCACAGCAGGAUAUUAUCGAAUUGGCAUUAUCGCGAGGUGAAAUCUCCCAACCGUCCACCGAUCAGGAGAACGAGGGGCUGGACGAGCUUAGAGCAGCACUGGCAGGGGAGAUAUGGGAGAGGGAAAAGGUGUUUGCGGGUUGGACAUUGGUUGUUGGAUGGUUAAUAAAGAUUUACUUCAUAAUGCUCCUUUACUCUUACGCUGCUCACUUGAAAUCAUCGACCUAUCAUACAUUACCCUUGACAUUCCGAGGAAAAGCAACUACCAUUGCUCAUCCUACUACGCAGGAGGAUGAGAUUGAAUUAGCCAGAGCGGAAGAAGCUGCAAGGGUAUCGUCUGAAGAGACAACUCAGAAUGGUACAGGAAAUAAAGGGAAGGGAAAGGCGAAAGGGAAGAAUAAUAACGAGGAAGAUGAUUUCUCUUGGGAUUGA